This is a messenger RNA of Acanthosepion pharaonis, 567 nucleotides long. The record is from the annotation of a GenBank genome assembly. Lineage: Eukaryota; Metazoa; Mollusca; Cephalopoda; Sepiida; Sepiidae.
AUGUACGGCUUUUACUCCGGUUCACCCCCCUCUCUCUCUCUCUCUCUCUCUCUCUCUCUCUCUCUCUCUCUCUCUCUUUCAUUUUUGCAUCAUUCUAUUUCAUUUCUUUAUCACUCUCUACCCUUUUUUGACAAUUGCCCUCAAAAUACACCCGGUCCGCUCACUACCCAACACGUCCCCGCCCCGAACGGACAUCUUCAUCGAGAUUCACUGUUGUAUUCUUUCCGGCUGGAAACGCGAAGCGUGACAAAAGACGUCGCUUUUCCUUUGUCAUUCUGCCCCCCCCCCCUUUUUUUUUUUCUCUUUCUUGGUCUCUUCAACCUAAAAAAUGCAGCUUCCUUUUACUCAAAUUCACUUUCUUCUUCUUCUUCUUCUUCUUCUUCUUCUUCUUCUUCUUCUUCUUCUUCUUCCACAAUUUCUUUUUCUUCACCAAGCGAUGAACAAUUUCUUCUUCUUCUUCUUCUUCUUCUUCUUCUUCUUCUUCUUCUUCUUCUUCUUCUCGAUUUCUUUAUUUAUUUUCCAUUAAUUCUCUUCUUUUCCUCGAUUUCGUUUUCCGACUUUCAUUGA